UCUCCAUCACACACAUUCUUUUUCUCUUCGUAACUGUGGUUCCUUGUGGGGAAGUUUUAUCUGCAUCUCAUUGAAGCUUUAGAAUUUUCAAGAGAGUGUUUCUGUGCUGGAAAAAUGUUUGCAGAGACAGGUCUUCUCUUCCCUUAUUUGCAGAACUUCUCUCAAGAGCUUCAACAACUUGAGGAGUCCUGCAUGACCCACAAGUCCAAUGCUUCAAUGAGUGACCUUGUCCAAUCUUCUGCAAUCUCAGAGUAUGAUUUGUUACUAGAGGGAGAUCUGUUCAAAGCACCUGAACCUAUUAUCGAAGAACCAGCAAUAGACCUUGAUCCUGUGCAAGCAGCCAUCUCAAUGAUAUCUUGUGCGGACGAUGUCUCCUCCCAGGGUCUAAAAUCCUCAGAUAUUGAUGUGCUUCAAAAUGAACAAUUUCUGAGUGAGGUAUUCUAUGAGUGCAAAAAGGACCUCUUAGAAAAGACAGUGAUAGAGUCACCGCGCUCUGAUAUUAUGGAAAUCAAUGUUCCAUCUCUGAACAUUGAUGAUAAUUCAAUUCAAGAAAACAAACCUCUUCCUCACAUGACAUUACCAAAGAGUGUCAGUUCAGGAAAUCUGAGUUCAAUAGACUGGAUGAAUGGAGCAGCAAUGAAGCCUGCUUUCCUUGAUUUUCCGGGAAUUGAUUUCAGUUCAGUUUAUGGCAUGCGGAGAGCAUUUAGCGAAGGAGAUAUCAAGACUCUUGGUAAUGGCCACAUGAACACUGGCCAAUCUCCCCUGGAGAGGCCUUUUCUACUCAGCAACUGCACUAGUGAGGAACGUCAAGAAAAGCUCUCCAGAUAUAGGAAUAAGAAGACAAAGAGAAAUUUCGGGAGAAAAAUUAAGUAUGCUUGCAGGAAGGCACUUGCUGACAGCCAACCGAGAAUCCGUGGAAGAUUUGCAAAGACAGAAAAUUAGAUUUGAAGAGGCAAUGACUGUUAACCGAGUCAGUUGGAAGAAAGUGAUGUGAUCAAGAUAUUUGGAAGAGCUUGGUAAUAGUAUGUGCGUGAAAAUUAAACUUUGUUGAAUUCUAAGUCUAGAACAGGUUUUGCUGAAUAAAUAAGAUACAGACCUCAAACUCCUUAGGGUAGUUCGCCUCUUAUAUGCUGUAUUAGCGGAAUGAGCUCCCUCUUAUGUACAUAAGAGGUUUGUUGAAUAAAAGAAGGAAAAUGUAGUAAAGUUUGUAUCAUCUACGUGUAUAUAUAUAUAUAUAUAUUGC
Abrus precatorius (Indian licorice) is the source of this 1243-nucleotide messenger RNA. RefSeq lists its product as uncharacterized. The transcript has 4 exons. The record is from RefSeq and is a predicted model, not a curated record. Gene Ontology annotation, molecular function: protein binding. Gene Ontology annotation, biological process: regulation of flower development. Gene Ontology annotation, cellular component: nucleus. Lineage: Eukaryota; Viridiplantae; Streptophyta; Magnoliopsida; Fabales; Fabaceae. Bases 115 to 942 code for a protein of 275 amino acids.